AUGUCCGGGCGACGGGUUAGACCAGCGGACGCCGUCGAGGCCGACCGAGAUGUCGAGAUGAAAGACCGCGACGACAACGACGUCGCAGAUGAAGUCGAUGAUGAUGCUGGCGGUGGAAUGAGCCGGGAAGACGAUGCCGAAGACGACGCCGAAGACGACGCCGAAGACGACGCCGAAGACGACGCUGAAGACGACGCUCAAGACGACGCCCAAGACGACGCCAGCGACGACAAUGGAGGCGCGCAAGACCACGACAUGUUCCAAACCAUCCAGCGGCUCUCCACCUAUCUAUGCACCGUCGAAGAGGACGGUGAAGAAUUAGCAGCAGGUUUCCAACGCAUUCCCAAUCGGCGCGUAUUGCCUGACUACUUCGAAGUCAUAUCCGAGCCUAUCGCCUUCAGCACCAUCCGUGGGAAAACACAAAAGAAGCUAUACACGACGUUUGCCGAAUUUGUCAAAGAUGUGGCCCAAAUUUGUCACAAUGCGCAAGUUUAUAAUCGACCUUCUGCGCCCAUAUUCGGAGCUGCCGUGCGCCUUCGCGAGAUCUUCCAUGAGGAACUGGGAAAGCUGGUAGACAAAGGCCAGAUUACUGUCGAUGAUGCCGAACUCCCCGACCUGGGUGAGCUUCCGCCAGCGGAAGAGUCCCCCUCACGGGACUCAGAGGAGGAGGAUGCUGGGGAGGCAGAAGAUGACGAAGAGGAGGAUGAAGAGGAGGAUGAGGAUGAUGACUCGUCUGAUGAUGACUCCGGAGGACGUCGCCGACGGCGGAGGCCCGGCUGGAGACGACCAUCCUCGGCUAGCCGGAAGGAUCGCGAUGGCGACAAGGAGGACGAUGCCCACAAGAAGAGAGGCCGCCCGCCAAGCGUACUCACGCCUAUGGAGGCCCGCAUCUCCUCCAUACUCAAGGGCCUAAGGAAGUUCAAGGAUGCAGACGGAAGCAUGCUAAUACUGCCUUUCGAGAAGCUGCCAGACAAGGCUGUGGUUCCCGAUUACUACCAGGCAAUCACCAACCCCAUCGCCCUCGACAACAUCAAGAAGAAGGCCAAAAGAAAGAAGUAUCUCGACGUGGACCAAGUCCUUGCCGACCUGAAUACUAUGUUCGAGAAUGCCAAGAAAUACAACGAAGACGACAGCGAGGUGUACCAGGCCGCAGUUGAGCUCCAAAGCCAGGCCCGCACGCUUGCCGAACAAGAAAAGGCCAGGCCGGACGACGAUUUUCGGGAUGAAGAUGGCAAACUCCCUCUGGCUGAGAUAAUCUACAAUGGGCAGACAUGGAGAGUUGGCGACUGGGUGCAUAUCCGGAACCCCAAUGACUUGGCAAAACCAAUCGUAGCCCAAAUUUUCCGAACGUGGCAAGAUCGCGGGGGCCAAAAAUGGAUCAAUGCUUGCUGGUACUACCGGCCCGAGCAGACGGUUCAUCGUUACGAGAAACACUUUUUCGAGCACGAGGUGGUCAAGACGGGCCAGUAUCGCGACCAUCAGAUCAGCGACGUGCUCGAUCGCUGUUUCGUCAUGUUCGUGACACGGUUCAACAAAGGGCGCCCACGGGGGUUCCCGCCUGACAAGGAGGUCUAUAUUUGCGAAUCGCGGUACAACGAGGAAAAGUUCCGGUUCAACAAGAUCAAGACAUGGGCGAGCUGUGUGCCAGACGAGGUGCGAGAGAGAGACUACGAGAUGGACCUGUUCAACGCGCCGCGGCGCAUGAAGAAAGUUCCCAGCCCGAUCAAGCACCUGUUGCGCGAGGAUGCCAAAGAAACGGACGACCUCCCGCGCCCUACCUGGGGGAGCCCCAAUGCGCCGCCCAUCGUGGGUGCUGUGCAUCGACGGCCGCCAGAGCCCAAUGAAUCGCCUCCGCCCGAGCCAACUCCGCCACCGCAAACCGCCUCGAUGGCGGACAUGCAAGCCAACACGUUGCGGCGCUCCUCGAUGAUGUCCAUGGCCAGGGACGCACAGGCAGACGUUUCAGCCAGGGCCGCCCAGAUUUCGUUUCAUCCGCCUGGGCCCUCACCAUCGCCCAACUCGUUCAACGCGCAGAUGACGCCUCACUUCCAGCCGGUGACCCCGGCGCCGGGCGGCCAAGCGAUGCACCAGACCCCAGUGCCGAUCCCCCACCCGCCACAUCACGCCGCCUCCGGACACCAGAUGGGUGGUAUGCGGCCUGUACACUACCAGCACCAGCCCCAGCCCCAGCCUGGCUUUGUCCCCAACUAUCCACUUGCAUACCCGCAGUCUCCAGCAGCGGCACCACAUCACCAGCCAAUGGCCAACCCGCUCACCGGAGGCUACUCCCAAGGGCACUUAGCUCCAGGAGCUCAUGUGCCUUUCACGCCGGGCGGCAACACGGCCGCGCCACACGCCAAUAUCUACAACCCGCCGAGGCCGCCAGAAGUCUACACUCUGCCGGAGAACGUCAAUGAGUCGAUCCCACGUGAGAUGCGUGAGGGGUUUCAGCACGAUAGCGCAGGACGGAUCCUAUUCUUCACGGCGCCGCCACUCGAUCGAAGCCACGGCGGGCUCGCAUCGAGUAGUGCAGCUCUGGGACACAGCGUGAGAUAUCUUGCCGGACGGGAAGCCUGGCUGUCUGAGCGAACCAGGAAGCGAAAGGAGCGGGACGAGGCGGAGACUGCUGGUGCUGGCGAGAAGCGCAAGAACCCACAGGACCCUUGUCUAUUGGCCGAGGACUCUGUGGCGGCGCAAGCUGCCCGAGCUCUGAACCAGUGGUUCCAGCAUCUAGGGCAGGGGACGCUUGAGUGGCGAGCAGACGCUGGACUAGACGGGUGGCGCAAAGCGGCUGAUGCGAGCGGAAUGGCAUGA
Messenger RNA from Purpureocillium lilacinum, 2814 nucleotides. RefSeq lists its product as uncharacterized. NCBI's taxonomy places the organism in Eukaryota, Fungi, Ascomycota, Sordariomycetes, Hypocreales, Ophiocordycipitaceae. The record is from RefSeq and is a predicted model, not a curated record. Gene Ontology annotation, cellular component: RSC-type complex. Gene Ontology annotation, biological process: chromatin remodeling; transcription elongation by RNA polymerase II. Gene Ontology annotation, molecular function: protein binding; chromatin binding.